CAGUCGUUUUCAGUAUCUCCUCCUGGAAGACCUGACUCCUUUUCGCACUGAGCCGUCUUAGCCGCAGGAUGACACGCUCGGCACUUCUCGCUCCCAUCCUGGUGGGGCUGUUGAUCCUCAGAGCUGCAGGUCAGGAGGCUGGAAACCCAGAAUCCACGCCACCUCCACCACCCGGCCAGGGCCCCGAUGGUGCCACCCAGGCAGAGGAGGAGAGCGAGGACUGGGGGCUGAACUCCCUCAGAGGCAGCUUUGAGGCGGUCAGCGGCUACUUCGACUCGAUGCUGGAGUUCAUGGGUGGAAAAGAUGGAGUGUGCCAGUAUCGCUGCAGACAUGGUAAAGCGCCUAUUCCUCGUCCCAGCUACAAGAUGCCUGAGCCCGACGGAUGCAGCUCCUACUUCUUUGGCCUUCCUGUUCCAGAGGGGAUGGACGUGGGAAUCCCUGCGAUGACCAAGUGCUGCAAUCAGCUGGACAUGUGCUACGACACCUGCGGCUCCAACAAGUACCGCUGCGACUCCAAGUUUCGCUGGUGCCUCCACAGCAUCUGCUCCGACCUCAAGAAGAGCCUCGGCUUUGUGUCCAAAGUUGAAGCAUGUGAAACUGUGGCUGACACCUUGUUCAACACGGUGUGGACUCUGGGCUGCAGACCCUACAUGAACAGCCAGCGGGCAGCAUGCUACUGUCCAGGAGAGGAGAAAGAUGAACUGUAAAUCCACCGCGCAUGUUGCUUUUUCAGAAGAGCUGUAUGAAAAGCACAGAGUUGCAUAACAUUGGAUGUUUAUUUGUCCUUAAGGUGAACGUGACGGCUUGUGUAAUUUAUUUGAACCUUCUUAUCCUUCCUUAUUAUUCCUAAAAUUAGUAUACAAAAAAAAAAAUAAUAAUAAAAAAAAAAAGUUAGUAUUGUUUUGAGCUCCAUGUGGGAUGACUUCAUUUCAACAUAAACUUCUAUGGAUGUGUUUUCAUGUCAUAGCUUAUCAUGUGAAUAAGUGUUGAAUAUGUUUGAAAUAAAAAUAUAAAAGUACA
This is a messenger RNA of Fundulus heteroclitus (mummichog), 1020 nucleotides long. Its product is annotated as group XIIB secretory phospholipase A2-like protein. Gene Ontology annotation, biological process: arachidonate secretion; lipid catabolic process; triglyceride homeostasis. Gene Ontology annotation, cellular component: extracellular region. NCBI's taxonomy places the organism in Eukaryota, Metazoa, Chordata, Actinopteri, Cyprinodontiformes, Fundulidae. The transcript is spliced from 4 exons. The record is from RefSeq and is a predicted model, not a curated record. Gene Ontology annotation, molecular function: A2-type glycerophospholipase activity; calcium ion binding. Bases 69 to 707 code for a protein of 212 amino acids.